Engraulis encrasicolus (European anchovy) is the source of this 1646-nucleotide messenger RNA. It is a transcript of the gene mrps16, whose product is annotated as mitochondrial ribosomal protein S16. Gene Ontology annotation, biological process: mitochondrial translation. Lineage: Eukaryota; Metazoa; Chordata; Actinopteri; Clupeiformes; Engraulidae. Gene Ontology annotation, molecular function: structural constituent of ribosome. The record is from RefSeq and is a predicted model, not a curated record. The transcript is spliced from 4 exons. Gene Ontology annotation, cellular component: mitochondrial small ribosomal subunit; ribosome. Bases 298 to 717 code for a protein of 139 amino acids.
UCGUGUUUGUAUAUGCCACUGCCAUGCGUAUGAAUGUCAAACUGGUGAAUAAAGAGGGUUUAAAUAGUUUGCCGUGGUGUCCGUGGUAGGCAAUAUUGUAAAUAAUCAGAAUCGAUUGAUAUUGUUAAUAUUUUUGAAUUGUACGUUUUUCUGUUUGACGGUGCAGUCGUUAAAUGACACCCUGCUGAAAGAACGUGAAUGUACCCUAUUAGCUAAGCAGCUAAUAUUUGUGGACACCCACAUCUACUCCCGCAGGUAAAUGUGAUCUUUUGACUUUGUCUGAAGAACUGAGGAGCCAUGGUCCAUCUUUCGUCAAUGUUGCUGAAGAAGUACCAUGGUGGGUACGUGGUCAUCCGAAUGACUCUGGGUGGGGCCACCAACCGGCCGUUCUACCGCAUUGUGGCGGCGUACAACAAGAGGGCGCGGGACAGCAAGUACAUAGAGCAGCUGGGCUCGUACGACCCACUCCCCAACAUCCACAACGAGAAGCUGGUGGCCUUAAACUACGACCGCAUCAAAUACUGGAUCGGCUGUGGAGCACAUCCCACCAAACCUGUGGCUAAACUCUUAGGGCUGGCAGGCUUCUUCCCGCUUCACCCCAUGACGGUGACUGAGGCGGAGCGGAGGAGGAGAAAGGCAGAACUGGAAGCUGCCACCGCCGCCGCUACUGCUGCUGCUGCCGCAGAGGAGGCCACAGAGAAACAGCAAGAGCACUAGAAUGCCCCCUGACCGGCACCACAGCCAGACUACAGGUGUAAAUCAUUCAUUUCCUCAAACUCUCGUCGUUUUGUCCUCUGUCCUACGACCUUGUACCUUUGUUGUCGACUUUGGUAAAGUCAGUUUUAUAUUGGACAUUCGUUUAACAUUGAAUAUAAGCCCUUGGGCACAUAAGGACAUUCAUCUUUCAUGUUUCAUAUUUGGUUUGACCACAAAGAUUAUUUUUCACACAUAUCACAUUUGUGUGGAAUGUUAAAUGUCCAAUAUGAAACUGAGGGCCGAAAACGAGGGCCGAGGUCUGAGGACGGAGGAUAGGAUGCGAGUUUGGGGAAAUAAAUUGCACCCAGUGACUCCUCUGCAGGGACUAGUGACUAUGAGUGCGUUCCAAUAUGCAACUUUGCGUCCUCCACUUGUGCUUGUGGCCUCGUACCAGGAAGAACAGCAUUAUAUUUCAAUAUCUCGCAAAAGCUCAAAUGUAAUGUCACUUUCUCAUUUGCAAGCUGGAUGGUGAAUGAAGAAUUGUCCCCCAAAAAUUGUUUUGGCUAGGCUGAUAGCCGGGAAACUUUUAUUAUUUUCUCCACGGAGGAGGGGGCAGAAGACAGGGCGAGGCCACAAGCACAAGUGGAGGACACAAGGUAGCAUAUUGGAAUACACUCUGUGUUUCCUUAUAAUGCUCCUCUGAGGUGGAGCUUUCCUAAGAACUCUUGACUCGUGUACUGAGUGUGUUUCGUCACCCUGACACCUUUGACCCUCUUACCUGUGUCUGCAAGGGACGCGCAUCAGAAAACAUUGGGUGUCAUGGAAACGUCUUCAGUUGGAAGAAACUCACUAUUGGCAUUUGUGUGUCGUCAUUCAUAUUUUUGUUCAAUAUUUUGUGUGAAAAGGAAGUGUGGAAUGAAAGAGGAAGUAAAUAAAAAGGUGAUCAAGUU